AUGAGAUCGAGUACAUUGGCGAUUCUCGUCGCCUUUCUUGUUUGUUCAUCGAGUAUAGACUCUUGCCAUGCCAUAGGAUUCGGCCAGUGGUACUGGAGGCCGUGGUUACCACCUUGGAUGCGCCUUGGCAGGUCGAAUCAUCCGGCUCCACCACCACCACCAUUGCCAUCACAGUCACCACCGUCUGUGUCACCACCGUCACUGCCACCACUGCACAAUGACCACCCCCCUCCGCCACUACUGCCUCCUCUGCCAAAGAACAGUCAUAACCCACCGCUACCGCCACCGUCUGUGUCACCACCGUCACUGCCACCACUGCAAAAUGACCACCCCCCUCCGCCACUACUGCCUCCUCUGCCAAAGAACAGUCAUAACCCACCGCUACCGCCACCUCAUCCGCCAUCGUCUAAUCCACCACCGCCACCGUCAGCCAAUGCUGGUCACGAGACCAGAAAGUCACCCACCUUUAAUGUGCUAAAGUUUGGUGCGAGGGGUGAUGGAAAGACCGAUGACACGACGGUAUUCCGGUCCACGUGGGCCGCUGCUUGUCAAGUGGAGGCAUCGACAGUGCUCAUCCCCGAAGGAUAUGAAUUCCUUGUUGGAACGAUUUCUUUUGAAGGUCGACACUGCAGAAAAAACAUCGUUUUCCAGCUGGACGGAACUAUUGUUGCACCAACGAAUCGCGAGAAUUGGGGCAGGGAUCUGUCCAAUUGGAUCGUGUUCAAAAGAGUCACGGGACUCACAGUUCGGGGAAAAGGAACAAUCGAGGGCAGAGGCUCGGAUUGGUGGCAUGUCUCCUCAUCCGAUGAUCUUGAAGCCAUUGAGGAUGCUGAGACAAAUGUGGACUUAUUAGACGAGGACAAGGAUGACGAUGACGAUGAUGAAGAUAACCCGACAGAGCAGGUAACAUUUUCCUUCUAUCGGGGUGUCAAGCCAACUGCCUUGAGAAUCUAUCGGAGCGACAAUGCGAUCCUCACAGGGAUUAAAAUUCAGAACAGUCCUAACUGCCACGUGAAGAUCAUGAACUGCAAUGGAGUUAAGGUGUACAAUUUUAGCGUAUCCUCGCCCGGUGAUAGCCCUAAUACAGACGGAAUACAAGUCCAUCGCUCGAGAGAUGUGGUGAUCCACAGCAGCACUCUUGCUUGUGGAGACGACUGUAUCGCCAUUCAAAAGGGAUGUCACAAUGUGACUGUGUACAAUGUGACGUGUGGACCUGGGCAUGGGAUCAGCAUCGGAAGCCUAGGCCCGAACCACUCCAAGGCCUGCGUCUCUAACAUCAUGGUUCGGGAUAUUGAUAUGCACGACACAACAAAUGGAGCCAGAAUAAAGACAUGGCAGGGAGGAAUGGGCUCUGUUCAAGGAGUGACCUUCUCGGACAUCCGAAUGUCCCGAGUACGAUACCCAAUCAUCGUCGACCAAUACUACUGUGACAAAGGCAAGGGGCCCUGCAGCAACCAAACCUCAGCUGUGGCGGUAUCGGGACUCACUUAUGAGAAUAUUCGAGGAACGUACACAGACAUGUCUAUCCUAUUUGCAUGCAGCGACAGUAUCCCAUGCACCGACAUCACCCUCAACGGCAUAGACCUGCAGCCCGUGCAGCAGAAGAAGGGCCAUGGCCGCCACCAUCGCCACAUCCACAAGCCGUUAUGCUGGCAGGUCUUUGGAGAGUGGACACAACCUAAGGCCCCGCAGAUGGAUUGCAAUGUGCAAGCAGGCAGGCCAUCUACAUAUGAUAAAGUCCGAUCGAAUCUCAACAUGUGUUGA
This is a messenger RNA of Punica granatum (pomegranate), 1764 nucleotides long. Lineage: Eukaryota; Viridiplantae; Streptophyta; Magnoliopsida; Myrtales; Lythraceae. The record is from RefSeq and is a predicted model, not a curated record.